AUGUCUUCGAUCAAUUUAUCGUCUUCGUCUCCUUCCACCAUAUCUCUCUCCCGCUCUAGAUUAAGCCAAAGCUCUACUACAUUGCUCCAUGGACUACGCCGUAUUAGUUUACCAUCUAACCAUCCGUUAUCAUCAUUUGCCAUCAAAACCACCGGAAAAGUGAAAGCUGCGGUCGUCUCCAGAGAAGACGAUCUGCUCUCUUACACCAAUGGCUCUCUCUUAGAUGACCGGAUCGAAGAACCGGAAGAGGCUGAUUCAGCUUCUCUCGGAACGCUUGCGGCGGAUUCAGGUCCUGCACCAGCCAAUGGUUUCGUCUCCGAAGAUGAUGACUAUGAGUUGGAUUUACCAACACCAGGUUUCUCUUCAAUCCCUGAAGCCAUUGAAGAUAUCCGCCAAGGGAAGCUUGUGGUGGUUGUGGAUGAUGAAGAUAGAGAAAACGAGGGGGAUUUGGUAAUGGCUGCUCAGUUAGCUACACCUGAGGCCAUGGCUUUCAUUGUGAAACAUGGAACUGGUAUAGUUUGUGUGAGCAUGAAAGACGAUGAUCUCGAGAGAUUACGCCUUCCUCUGAUGGUGAAUCAGAAGGAGAACGAAGAAAAGCUCUCCACUGCAUUCACAGUGACUGUGGAUGCAAAACAUGGUACAACAACAGGAGUAUCAGCUCGUGACAGAGCAACAACGAUACUGUCCCUUGCAUCGAGAGAUUCGAAGCCGGAGGAUUUCAACCGCCCGGGUCACAUAUUCCCGCUCAAGUAUCGAGAGGGAGGGGUUUUGAAAAGGGCCGGACACACUGAAGCAUCUGUUGAUCUUACUGUUUUGGCUGGACUAGAUCCUGUUGGUGUACUCUGUGAAAUCGUGGAUGAUGAUGGUUCCAUGGCUAGAUUACCUAAGCUCCGUGAAUUUGCAGCUGAGAAUAACCUCAAAAUUGUCUCCAUUGCAGAUCUGAUCAGAUAUAGAAGGAAGAGAGAUAAACUAGUGGAACGUUCUUCCGCGGCUCGGAUCCCAACAAUGUGGGGACCUUUCACAGCUUACUGCUACAAGUCGAUAUUAGACGGAAUAGAGCACAUUGCUAUGGUUAAGGGAGAGAUUGGUGACGGUCAAGACAUUUUAGUGAGGGUUCACUCGGAAUGUCUCACGGGGGACAUAUUUGGAUCAGCAAGGUGCGAUUGUGGGAACCAGCUAGCACUUGCGAUGCAGCAGAUCGAGUCUAAUGGUCGCGGUGUGUUGGUUUACCUACGUGGACAUGAAGGAAGAGGGAUCGGUUUAGGACACAAGCUCCGAGCUUACAAUCUGCAGGAUGCUGGUCGUGACACGGUCGAAGCUAAUGAGGACUUGGGACUUCCUGUUGAUUCUAGAGAGUAUGGAAUUGGUGCACAGAUACUGAGGGAUUUGGGAGUGAGGACGAUGAAGCUGAUGACGAAUAAUCCGGCGAAGUACGUUGGUUUGAAGGGAUAUGGAUUAGCAAUUGUGGGAAGAGUGGCUCUCUUGAGUCUUAUCACAAAGGAGAAUAAGAGAUAUUUAGAGACGAAGCGGACCAAGAUGGGUCACAUGUAUGGCUUGAAGUUCAAAGGCGAUAUCGUCGUGAAGACUGAUGAUGAUGAUGAUGCUGAGUCUGAGUCUUGA
Microthlaspi erraticum is the source of this 1620-nucleotide messenger RNA. Lineage: Eukaryota; Viridiplantae; Streptophyta; Magnoliopsida; Brassicales; Brassicaceae. The record is from the annotation of a GenBank genome assembly.